Messenger RNA from Physcomitrium patens, 3300 nucleotides. NCBI's taxonomy places the organism in Eukaryota, Viridiplantae, Streptophyta, Bryopsida, Funariales, Funariaceae. The record is from RefSeq and is a predicted model, not a curated record.
GUGGAGUUUGUGAAUUAUUCUGUCUUUCUGCGCAUUCCGUCCAGCCUCACUCGGGUCGACAACGUCUGGGUGUGGGAAUCAUUUGAAGUUAUUCAUUGGAAUAUUUUUUGGGGGUGAAUUUUUCGAGACACAGCUGCUAGAAUUCUGUCGUGGCUUGCGCAUGGGUUCACACUGUGGGUGAGACGUCAGAUUAGGUGCAUCUCAGUUUGUAAACAAGCUCUGUUCAGUUCCUAGGGAUGGAGAACUCAUCAGCCACGCAUGCGGCCUGGUUGUCGCUGGCCGUAGCAGCUAUGGUGGGAGCCACCGUAGCCGCCGCAUCUUCAUACAUGUUGCACUGUAGAAGUUUGGAACGUCUACAAUCACAACGGAUGCUAGAUUUCGGGGAGCACAGGAGGCGAAGGCCCGGCUCUCAACAGAGAAGAGUCAACAAAGAUCUCGGCAGUUCAACAGUUCCUGAGCUUAUGGCACACGACAAUGUCAAGUCGGUCUUGAACUCUUCGUUGCCGCCCACUAGCAUGGCAAAAGGGGGAUCAUCCGAUUCCGUUAGUACUAUACCUCCCGGCCUCCCCCGAGUUAAAACUCGAAAAGAAGGUGGAACGCAGCCGACGGCCCUUGCGCGACGUCCACCAAAUCCCUCUAUGAAUCCUGCCACUUUGAUUCGCCCCUCCUCUCCAAGCUCUCCUGUUGGAGCGGGGCCCUAUGAAAGUGUGGAAGGCUCAGCAGAAGAGGACCAUCUGCUGGAAAAUGGCGAGGAGGAUACUUAUGAUGGAGAUUUUGACGAUGACAAUGAUACUAAUGAUGACAUGAUUGCUGAUGGCGAAAGAAAUGGUGGAUCUGAGAUGGUGGAAGGACUUGUGCGACCUCAGUCCCCCAGUGCAGAGAAUGCGGUACUGAAAGCCGCCGCUGAUAAAUCAGCUGCUAACUUGAUACGAUCUCACAGCAUAGCUGGGGAUCUGCAUGGUAUUCACGCUCCAGAUCCUGUUGCUGCUGAUAUUCUUCGCAAGGAGCCUGAGCAAGAGACUUAUGUUAAACUGAAUGUUUCCCCCAUAGAGGCGCCUUCUGAAGAGGAGGAGGAGGUGUGUAAAUAUAUGCAUGAAUGUAUGGCUCUACGAGACAAGUAUGUGUACCGAGAGAAGACCCCCCCGUGGGUAAAGGAAGAGAUUAUAGACUCUGACACCCCAAAGCCAAAUCCCGAUCCUUUUUACUACCGACCUGAACCAGCUUCCUCGCAUACGUAUGAAAUGGUGGAUGGUGUUUAUCGAGUCUAUGCACCCAAUGAACCGCAAGUGGAGCUCUUUCCAGUGCAUGAUGCCACGACUUUCUUUACUGAUAUGCACCGCAUACUGAGGAUUGUUUCGCUUGGCAACGUCCGGACUUUGUGUCAUCAUCGUCUCAAACUACUGGAGCAGAAAUUCAGUUUGCACCUGAUGCUGAAUGCGGACCGUGAGUUCCUUGCUCAAAAAAGUGCGCCUCAUCGAGAUUUUUAUAACGUGAGGAAAGUCGACACACACGUGCACCAUUCUUCAUGCAUGAACCAGAAACAUCUUCUGAGAUUUAUCAAAUCCAAACUACGAAAGGAAGCUUCUGAGGUUGUCAUCUUUCGCGAUGGAAAGUAUCUUACUCUGCGGGAGGUGUUUGAGAGUCUAGAUCUCACCGGUUAUGAUCUCAAUGUCGAUUUGCUGGAUGUCCAUGCUGACAAGAAUACAUUUCACCGAUUCGACAAGUUCAACUUGAAGUAUAAUCCUUGUGGCCAGAGUAGGCUAAGGGAAAUAUUCCUAAAGCAGGACAAUCACAUCCAAGGACGCUUCUUAGCAGAGUUGACUAAGGAAGUUUUCUCAGAUCUUCAAGCAAGUAAAUAUCAGAUGGCUGAGUAUAGGAUAUCAAUUUACGGAAGGAAGAAGAGUGAGUGGGAUCAACUGGCCGAUUGGAUUGUUCACAAUAAGCUGCACAGUGAGAACGUCACUUGGCUUAUUCAGUUACCAAGGCUGUACAACGUGUAUAAGGAAAUGGGUAUUGUGCAGUCUUUUGAGACAAUCCUGGAAAAUGUGUUCGCUCCUCUGUUCGAGGUUUCUGUGGAUCCCUCCUCUCAUCCACAGCUUCAUGUCUUACUCUCGAUGGUUGUUGGAUUCGAUAUGGUGGAUGAUGAGAGCAAGCCUGAAAGGCGGCCAACGAAGCACAUGCAACCACCUGCGAAAUGGGAUAAUCCUUUCAAUCCAGCUUAUUCAUACUGGGCGUACUACGUGUACGCCAAUCUCUAUGUCCUCAACAAGUUGAGGGAAUCCAAGAACCUUUCAACUAUUAAGUUCCGACCACACACUGGAGAGGCUGGUGAUUUGGACCAUUUAGCAGCAUCCUUCUUGGUGGCACACAAUAUUGCGCAUGGAAACAAUCUGCGUAAAACUCCUGGUCUACAGUAUCUUUAUUACCUUGCCCAGAUUGGAUUGGCCAUGUCUCCGCUAAGCAACAAUUCUCUUUUCCUAGACUAUCAUCGCAACCCUUUUCCUAUGUUUUUUGCCCGAGGUCUGAAUGUAUCGCUCUCAACCGAUGAUCCUCUACAAAUUCAUCUUACUAAAGAGCCUCUUGUUGAAGAGUACAGCAUUGCAGCACAGGUGUGGAAGCUGAGCUCCUGUGACCUCUGUGAAAUUGCACGCAAUUCUGUUUAUCAAUCGGGUUUCAAUCAUAGAACAAAGACACAUUGGCUGGGGAAAAAUUAUUACAAGAGGGGUCCUGAGGGGAAUGAUAUUCACAAGACCAAUGUUCCUCAUAUGCGUGUGGAAUUCCGUGAUGAGGUGUGGGUAGAAGAGUUGCAGUAUGUGUUCUUGGGGCAUGCCAAGAUAUCCGAUGUGAUACAUCCUUGACUACUGCCUUGUUUUCCUCGACUCCCAGUUUUGGUAUUGCUCUUGACGGGCCUCUCAUUAUUUCCCCUUGCGAGAAAAUGCUUACCCCAUCUUCCUUUGCACAAGGAGACUCAGAUGCGGCUGCGAUCAAGAAACUAUGUUCUCAUCCAAAAAAACACUCUUUGAUGUAAGCAGAGUAUACGCAAAGCUACGGCCAUGGUAUGGGUAUUCAUCCCGGCCGGCCGUUUGGAGGUGGAAGAGUUGGAUGCCUAUCCAUCUCCCUUCAUUAAUGGAAACUUUAAUUAUUACAUGGACGGAGACUACAAGAGAGAUGUAUUUCAUACAAGAUUGAUUUGUAGGAAAGAGACGCUUUGGUUACAAAUACAUGUGUAAGCAUCACGGGGGUGUGCUGCUUAAUCCUCCAUCCUGUGCAUUAUCUAUAAUAGUCACUGCAUUCUGUCUC